AUGAAGUUCACAUCUGUCGCUCUCACACUCGCGCUCGCCCUUCCAGGCCUCGCUAUCCCAAACCCAUUCGGAGCACCUGUCUCUCUUGAAGCGCGCCAGCAGCCAGGCUGCCUUACAGUUCAAUCGCUGACGGGAGAAUGUGUGAAGGACCGUUGUCGUAGCCCUGAUUACGAGUGCCGCCCAGGUGGCUGCACCAACUGUUGGGCUUACUGCUGCUCCACGGGAUUACCACCUCCUCCCGAAGUCACCCCUCGUAUCUAA
Messenger RNA from Drepanopeziza brunnea f. sp. 'multigermtubi' MB_m1, 261 nucleotides. The record is from RefSeq and is a predicted model, not a curated record. Lineage: Eukaryota; Fungi; Ascomycota; Leotiomycetes; Helotiales; Drepanopezizaceae.